Molecule: messenger RNA, 1481 nt
Organism: Brassica napus (rape)
Lineage: Eukaryota; Viridiplantae; Streptophyta; Magnoliopsida; Brassicales; Brassicaceae
Product: flavone 3'-O-methyltransferase 1
Exons: 4
Coding region: 209-1303 (364 amino acids)
Biological process (GO): methylation
Molecular function (GO): O-methyltransferase activity; S-adenosylmethionine-dependent methyltransferase activity; protein dimerization activity
Source: RefSeq, a predicted model, not a curated record
AAUUGUUUUCAUUCAAUUGGACCAUGUAAUUAAGCUAGAUCAGAAACUUGAGUUAAAAAAAAAUGCCACUUGUCUACCUUCUUAUAAUAUAUUUUCAUAUAAAUAAACCUCUUAACGUCCUACUUCUCACCCAUCACACACUCCUCUCAAAACAAAGAAACAAAAGAAAAAGAAACAUCCCAAGAAUAUCUUAGAGAAUCCAAGAAAAAUGGGAUCAACGGCGGAGACACAGAUAACUCCGGUACAAGUCACCGACGACGAAGCCGCUCUCUUUGCCAUGCAGCUAGCCAGCGCCUCCGUUCUUCCCAUGGUUUUAAAGUCCGCCUUAGACCUUGAUCUUCUCGAGAUCAUGGCCAAGAACUCUUCUCCGAUGUCUCCAUCUGAGAUUGCUUCUAAACUUCAGACCAAAAACCCCGAAGCUCCGGUCAUGCUCGACCGAAUCCUCCGUCUUCUCACGUCUUACUCCAUCCUCACCUGCUCCAACCGAACCAUUCCCGGCGGAGACAGCGUCGAGAGGAUUUACGGGCUUGGUCCGGUUUGCAAGUACUUGACCAAGAACGAAGAUGGUGUCUCUAUAGCUGCUCUUUGUCUUAUGAACCAAGACAAGGUUCUCAUGGAAAGCUGGUACCAUUUGAAAGAUGCAAUUCUUGAUGGUGGGAUUCCAUUCAACAAGGCUUAUGGAAUGAGCGCUUUUGAGUACCACGGGAAGGAUCUAAGGUUCAACACGGUAUUCAACAAUGGAAUGUCUAACCAUUCAACCAUCACAAUGAAGAAGAUUCUCGAGACCUAUAAGGGUUUUGAGGGUUUGACUUCUUUGGUUGACGUUGGUGGUGGCAUUGGUGCUACUCUCAAAAUGAUCGUCUCUAAGUACCCUGACCUUAAAGGCAUCAACUUUGAUCUCCCACAUGUCAUUGAAGAAGCUACUUCUCAUCCCGGUAUUGAUCAUGUUGGAGGAGAUAUGUUUGUAAGCGUCCCUAAAGGUGAUGCAAUUUUCAUGAAGUGGAUAUGCCACGACUGGAGCGAUGAACACUGCGUGAAAUUCUUGAAGAACUGCUACGAGGCGCUUCCAGAGGAUGGAAAAGUGAUACUAGCAGAGUGUAUACUUCCAGAGACACCAGACUCAAGCCUCUCGACCAAACAAGUAGUCCAUGUUGAUUGCAUUAUGUUGGCUCAUAACCCUGGAGGCAAAGAACGGACCGAGAAAGAGUUCGAGGCAUUAGCUAAAGGAUCAGGCUUCAAAGGCAUCAAUGUUGCCUGCAAUGCUUUUGGUGUUUACGUUAUUGAGCUGCUCAAAAAGAUGUAAAACACACACACACACAAUCCAUGUAAUAAUGAUAUUAUAUGUAAACAUUGCUUUCAUGUACGUCUACUUCACCGUCUUUGCUUUAAAACUAUGAUGUGUAAUAAUGGUUUAUUAAGAGAAUGAUCAGUGUUCCAAAAAAAAAAAAAAAAAAAAGAGAAUGAUCUAAAGUUUUCACUUA